Peronospora matthiolae is the source of this 345-nucleotide messenger RNA. NCBI's taxonomy places the organism in Eukaryota, Oomycota, Peronosporomycetes, Peronosporales, Peronosporaceae. The record is from the annotation of a GenBank genome assembly.
AUGGCUUUUUUCUGUCUCGCUGUGAUUCUGAAUCGGCAGCGACUCACGCGGUCGGAAACAUGGCCUGACGUAUCUUUUCGCUCCAAGCGCGACAGUCCCUCGGUAUGGUACUACGCCACCAGAUACUGGAUACCAGAUACCACGGACCCCAAGCCCUCGUUUCCUUUCCUCAUCCACUUCUUCGGUCUCUCCUCGAUCCUCGAAACAAGCGGGGUGGGGGUUUCUAUUUCCACCAGCAGUCGCCUUCUACUUCCAAGCGCUACUUCAGCCGCUCCGCGCCAGACGUCACCGACUCGCUCGCUCGCUCUCGCUCGCUCUCUCUCGCGUAAGCACAAGUCGCGCUAA